Loa loa (African eye worm) is the source of this 255-nucleotide messenger RNA. RefSeq lists its product as hypothetical. The transcript has 2 exons. The record is from RefSeq and is a predicted model, not a curated record. Bases 1 to 255 code for a protein of 84 amino acids. NCBI's taxonomy places the organism in Eukaryota, Metazoa, Nematoda, Chromadorea, Rhabditida, Onchocercidae.
AUGGCAAAUAAUGGUGCAUUGCUUACUGCAUAUUAUGUUAUUGUUAAAGAUGAUGAUAUUGAUGUGGGUGAUUCAUGUACGUCAAUUUCCAGCGAAAAUGAUUCACUUCUUAAUGAACAUCCAAAUCUAUCAAGAUGUUAUUUGAGUGUUAGUUUCGACAGUUCUUUAUUAUCAAAUUCACGGAAUGUUAGUUUUAUUCCGCAUGGAUCAGUAAGUUCGGAAGCAUCAUCUUUUCCUCUACGUGGAAUACGAUAA